Molecule: messenger RNA, 1140 nt
Organism: Alnus glutinosa
Lineage: Eukaryota; Viridiplantae; Streptophyta; Magnoliopsida; Fagales; Betulaceae
Product: pentatricopeptide repeat-containing protein At4g32450, mitochondrial-like
Exons: 1
Coding region: 1-1140 (379 amino acids)
Biological process (GO): RNA modification; translation
Cellular component (GO): ribosome
Molecular function (GO): RNA binding; protein binding; structural constituent of ribosome
Source: RefSeq, a predicted model, not a curated record
AUGGCUCUCGCUUCAGAAACUGGUGGGUGUACGUGUAUGUGUCAAUCACGAGUUUUUCAGCGCUUUUGGUGGCAAGGCGAAGAAGGAUCUAAUGGUGGUUUAAGGGUUUCUCCUCAAGAACCCAUCCGUGCCCAAGAAAAUAAGCGGUCAAGCUUGGAUUUCAAGCGUUUAUGCAGAGAAGGAAAAGUGGAAUCAGCUCUUGAAGCCAUGGGUGAAAUGGAAAAGAACGGAGUUCUUGUUGACUCGCUUGACCUUGUGAAAUUGCUGCAAGUGUGUGAGGUUAGGAAGUUGGUAGGAGCUGCGAAAAGGGUCAUUGACUAUGCAACGAGGUCUCUAUCAGAAGCCAGUACUGUUGUAUUUAACAAGCUGGUGCAGGUGUACUGUAAAUGGGGUGAUACAAGGACUGCAAGAAGCGUGUUUGAGCAAAUGCCUGAGAGAGACUUGGAUUCUUGGAAUAGGAUGCUGAUUGGUUUGGCAGAAAAUGGGGAAGGAGAAGAAGCUUUGGCAGUAUUUUCCCGGAUGAAGAAAGAUGGAGUAAAGCCUGAUGGGUCUACUGUUCUUGGUAUUAUUAUGGCGUGUGGAUGCUUAGGGGAAGUUAAGGACGGGCAAAAACAUUUUGUGUCAAUGAGCAGGGACUACGGGAUUAUUCCUUCCAUGGAGCAUUACGUGGCCAUAGUUGAUCUUCUUGGAAGGGCACGGAAGAUAGCCGAGGCACAGGAGUUUAUUGCAAAUAUGCCGAUUGAGCCAAGUUCAGUUGUUAGGGAAACACUACAGAAACAUUUUCCAAUUGAAAGAAAAGGGAAGCUUGACAAACGGAAAUCUCCUUCUGGUUCGAACGACAAAAGUACAAGGAAAGCUAAAUACAAACCAAGUUGGGACCGAAAGAAUUCACAUAAGCGUGGAGAGAAGAAACCUGCUAAGAUUGCACGCAAAGUACCAAAAGGAGUCAUUCAUGUCCUAGCAACAUUCAACAAUACUGUUGUAACUGUUACUGAUCUGCGUGGCCAGGUGUUUUCUUCAUCCUCUGCUGGUUUUUUUUCGAGGGUACAAAAAGAGGAACACCAUUUGCUGCUGAAACUGCGGCAAGAGAUGCUAUUCAGAUGGCGGCGAAGCAAGGUUUGCAGCGAGCAGAGGUCAUGA